CGGCCGCCACCAGCGCCGGGGAUGCGGAGACGCCGCUGCUGCUGCUGCUGGGGCCCGGCGGCGCUGCUGCUGCUCCCGCUGGGGCUGGGCAGCCUGCUCGCCGCCAAAGUGAAUAAACACAAACCUUGGAUUGAGACAUCGUACCAUGGAAUCAUAACUGAAAACAACGACACUGUGAUUUUGGACCCUCCCCUAGUUGCUUUGGAUAAAGAUGCACCUGUUCCAUUUGCAGGUGAAAUUUGUGCUUUUAAAAUCCACGGGCAAGAGAUGCCCUUUGAGGCCAUUGUGCUGAACAAGACAUCUGGAGAAGGUCGGCUCCGAGCAAGGAGUCCCAUUGACUGUGAGCUGCAGAAGGAAUACACAUUCAUCAUCCAGGCCUACGACUGUGGAUCAGGACCAGGUGGAACCAACUGGAAGAAAUCUCACAAGGCAGUAGUCCACAUCCAGGUGAAGGAUGUCAACGAGUUCUCCCCAGCAUUCAAGGAGAGCAUGUACAAGGCCUCAGUGACAGAGGGGAAGAUCUAUGACAGCAUCCUGCAGGUGGAAGCCACAGACGAGGACUGCUCCCCCCAGUUCAGCCAGAUCUGCAACUACGAGAUCGUCACCACGGAUGUUCCCUUUGCCAUCGACAGGAAUGGUAACAUCAGGAACACGGAGAAACUGAGCUAUGAUAAGCAGCACCAGUAUGAGAUAAUGGUCACAGCUUUUGACUGUGGGCAGAAGCGUGCGACAGAAGAUGUCUUGGUUCGAGUUAAUGUCAAACCUGUGUGCAAACCAGGCUGGCAAGACUGGAACAAACGGAUUGAAUACAGGCCUGGCUCUGGCAGCAUUCCCUUGUUUCCCAGCAUCCACCUGGAGACGUGUGAUGGACCAGUGUCCUCAAUCCACACCACCAUUGAGCUGCAGACCAAUUACAUUGGGAAGGGCUGUGAUCGUGAAACCUACUCUGAGAAAUCUCUGCAGAAAUUAUGUGGAGCUUCCUCAGGUGCCAUUGACCUGUUACCAUCUCCCAGUACAACAACCAACUGGACAGCUGGGCUCCUCAUGGAUAGCAAUGACAUGAUUUUUAAAUUUGAUGGAAAGCAAGGAGCCAAAAUCCCAGAUGGAAUAGUCCCAAAAAAUUUAACUGAUCAAUUCACCAUCACUCUGUGGAUGAAACAUGGACCUAGUCCUGGAUUAAGAGCUGAGAAGGAAACUAUUCUCUGCAACUCUGACAAGACAGAGAUGAACCGGCACCACUACGCGCUCUACGUACACAACUGCCGCCUCGUGUUCCUGCUGCGCAAGGACUUCGACCAGGCCGACACCUUCCGCCCCGCCGAGUUCCACUGGAAGCUCGACCAGAUCUGUGACAAGGAGUGGCACUACUACGUGGUCAACGUGGAGUUCCCCGUGGUGACGCUGUACAUGGACGGGACGACGUACGAGCCGUACCUGGUGACCAACGACUGGCCCAUCCACCCCUCCCACAUCGCCAUGCAGCUCACAGUGGGGGCCUGCUGGCAAGGAGGUGAAGUCACCAAGCCCAGGUUUGCUCAGUACUUCCAUGGCAGCCUGGCCAGCCUGACAAUACGGCCAGGGAAAAUUGAGAGUCAGAAAGUGAUUUCCUGCUUGCAGGCCUGCAAGGAAGGGCUCGAUAUUAAUUCUCUUGAGAGUCUUGGCCAAGGAAUAAAGUAUCACUUCAACCCUUCCCAGUCAGCCCUUGUCAUGGAAGGAGAUGACAUUGAGAAUAUAAAUCAAGCCCUCCAAAAGGUCUCAUACAUCAACUCCAGACAGUUUCCUACUGCAGGCGUGCGACGUCUCAAAGUCUCAUCUAAAGUCCAAUGUUUUGGUGAAGAUGUCUGCAUUAGUAUCCCAGAUAUAGAUGCCUAUGUAAUGGUAUUUCAGGCCAAUGAGCCCAAGAUUACCAUAACUGGGAUGGACCACUUUGCUAGACCAGCUGCACAGUUUGAAAGUGAAAGAGGUGUUAUUUUGUUCCCUGACAUCAGGAUUGUCAGCACAGUCACUAAAAUGGAGCAUCCACUGGACUCAAGAGAACAUGACAGAGUCAAUAAACAAGUGGUAGUAGAGGAAAUGCUCCACAACUUGGAUUUCUGUGAUGUUUUGGUCAUUGGUGCAGAACUAGACCCUGAACAGGAGUGUUUAGAACUAGAUCAUGGGGAGCUUCAAGGAAAACAUCUAGAUGCCACAAAUUCCACUGCAGGAUAUUCAAUCUAUGGUGUGGACAGCAUGUUCAGCUACGAGCAGGUGCUGCGGCAGCUCCGCUACCGCAACUGGGGCACCUCGGCCACCUCGGACAGGAAAUUCAGGGUCAAGUGCUCCGAGCUCAACGGGCGUUACACCAGCAAUGAGUUCAACCUGGAGGUUAAUAUUCUGCACAGUUCCAACUCAAACUUCAUGGACCAUGUAAAUCACAUGAUAUUCCAGCCCAAAUUUCUCCAAUCUGUUCAGCACCCUGAGGGGAGUGUAAGUGCAGUUCCCAGCUCAGUGGUUCCCAGCGUGGCCACGAUGGUCAUCAUCGUCUGUGUGAGCGUCCUGGUGCUGGUGGUGACGCUGGGCGUGCUCCGGCUGCGCUCCGCGCGCCAGCACGGCUCCCUGGGGCACGAGGGACCCAAGGACAACGAGAUGGACUGGGACGACUCUGCUCUCACCAUCACCGUCAACCCCAUGGAGAAAUAUGAAAAGCCACACCAGACAGAAGAGGAGAGUGAGGAAGAAGAUAUAGAUGAUGAAGAGGAAGACACAACCAGUGCUGAAUCAGAUGAUAGUGAAGAGGAGGAAGAGGAGGAGGAAGUGAUUGUCCAAAAGGGAAACAAACAGAAUGCCACCAGGCAAGAGCAGUUGGAGUGGGAUGAUUCAACACUCCCCUACUAACAAACAGCCUGCCAGCCACAGCUCUUUUGUAACAACCAAUACAAUGUUUUUUCGGAGUCUAUGAAUUCAUUGACAGGAUUUGAACUUCUGCUUGCCUGUAACUGUUUUGCCUAAAAUGAUCUUGUUGUAGUAAUUGAUAACAAUAGAACUGACCCUUUUCUUACAAAGCCUGGAGAAAAGAUGGUCCAAACCUCCUGGCACACGCAGUAAUAAAGUAAUCCAGAACUUGAUCUGUUAGCAAGCGUAGUUCUCAAUUUCCUGUUUCUACCCUGGAGAUGUGUGACAAAAGUCCUGUCACUCAAUCCAUACAAAUUUUUGCCUUUGCUACUUUUUUCACACAGGAGAGAUUUCAGCUCGUUAUGUAGAAUAACUUCUGUGGGUCCAAAUACCAGUUGCCAUAUAACUUCACAUUUUUACAGGUGUAAAAAAACAUAAUCCACCUUCAAAUUGGGGCAGGGUUUUAGUGCUACAGGGGCUAAAUUCCAUCUAUCAUCUCGUCCUGCCUUUUGGAUGUUAACUGUCUUCUGCAAGGGAAUAUCUGGGACUUGACAGGGGAUGCAUGUGUGCUUAUGUAGAUGUGGAUGGUGUAUUUUUCAGGCAUGCUGUCAGACCCUCAAGAGAGGGAUUUUUAUCCAAUCUAUCAAUAGAAAUUAAAAACAAGUUUGAGAAAAACAGCAACAAGAAAGGGCUGCUGAUGGUUAUCCAAAAAAAAAAAAAACCAUCCAGUCUGUGUCCAUAGAUUGAGUAAUAUGGUCUUAUGCAAACUGUAAAUUCUAAUGGGAUUGAUUCACUUAAAAUCUGCAGAGCUGCUCAUUAGUUAUGGAUUGAGCAAUUUGCAGCAAAUCGAUGCUUUAAACUGUCUGUCUCAUGGAACCAUUAGCUUGCUGCAGCAUCUUACUGAACUAGUGGAAAAUAAGUGACCCCAUUAUUCCAUAGCUAUGUAUAGCUGGGAUUUAAACAAUUAUUUUAGAUGAGGAAAACGUUCCCUUUUGCUUAGUGAAUGCCAGCUGGAAUUCCUGUCUGACUGUAUUCUAUAAAAACAUGAUGCCCUAUUUCUUCUGCACCCCUGCCUGCCCGUAGUGCUCAAGAGAAAGGAACAGCACUGUGAGUCCUCUUCUGUGCUCAUAAUUCUCCCUUAUUUCUUCUGCCUGAAGCCAUUAAUGUUGACAGAAGGUUUUAUAAGUAGACAGAGAAAAAUAAAACCUACUUGGAACCAAAAUAGUUGAAAACAAAAACUAAAAUAUUAAGAGGCUGAAAGAGUAUUUUAGUUUGUUAUGGUAACACAGCAUAUUUUUCUUAAACACCGUUUAAAAAGAAAAAAAAAAAAAGGAAAAGCAGAGCUAUAUAAGCUACAUAUACAAUGUGUUGAUUAGUCUGUGUGGUGUGUUUCUGGUCCCCUUUUCCUUAAGCACCUUUCAACUGCUCUGCUUACCAAAUGCUGCAGCCCUUGCUGGGGUGGCUGCUCCAAUGCACAGAAACAAAAUGGCAUGGAAGUGAAUGCUGCUUAGUGGCUUGUCUGGGUUGUUCUCCCGAGUACUUUGUUCUCUUUGCAAUUUCAUCUCUGACUUUUGCUUUUUUAAUCUGCUGUUCGAAAUAAGCUGCUUCCUCUUCUUCACCCUCCCAGUCAGUCUGGCCACAACAGGACCUUCCUGAGCACCCUGAGUGGUGGCUGGUGUGGCAAAGGGCACUUGAAGCAAUCCUGAGGGUGCCCACCUCCCUCAGUACUGGAUUAUUAACAGCUCCUGAAUGUCAUGGGAUAUGGGGAAUAUGUAGGGUGCUCGGCGGUUCUUGUAAUUCCAGUUUCUGCAUUUGGCAGCUGAAAGGAAAUACUGAGAGCAACUAGGCCCCUUAGUUGAAUAUCUAGAAAGUAAAUGAAAGAAAAAUCUAUGAUAAUUUUAAAAUUGGAGAUAUUUAUGCUUUUAUUUGUUGUGCCAGCAAUCACGUUGUCACGCGGUUGCUAAGACUGGCAAUACAGCAGUUUUGUUUUGUUAUCAAUCCUGUUUCAUUUUAUUCUCUCACUCAUAUUAAACUUAGAAGAAUAUUUGAAGAAUCAAGGCCACAUAAGUACAUCUUAUCUGCACGAAUAACAACUGUAAAAAUGUCCACAAUUUUUCUGUUUAAUACAAAAUUAAUAUUGAUAUUUCUGAUUAUCUUGAACAAAAUGUUAUGUUAGAUCAGUUCCUACCAUCCUAGUAUCCUAGAUAAUUUCCCAGUUUUAAUUUUUUAGUGGCAUGAAGCAGGCUCUUCAUGAUGCUUGUUAUCAGCACAUAUCAGCAAAUCUUUACGCUCAGAAAAAAAAAUAUUCAAAAUUAAAUGUAGAUAUUUAAAAGUCAAUUUCAGAUUUAAAACUGGACUUAAAUUAUUUUAAAGUUUCUGUUAUUCCUGAUUAUUAUUGUCAUUGUUGCUGUUGUUGUUGCUGUUAUCAUAGCAAACAUUAGGGCAACUUGAAAACAGCAAUUUACAACCUUAUUGACAGCCUUUAAUUCUUUUAUAUGUUUGUGAAUUCAUCAGUGUGUUUCUCCAUCUAACAGACUUUUAUCUUUUUUGCUGCUGGAAGCAGAUCUUUUCAGGUUGUAUUCGUACAUUACACAAAAAGGAAACAAAGUAUUUUCUCUACUAUAAAUAAAUCUACAUUUUUAAACCUAAGCAAAGUCAUACAGGCAUGUGUGUUAUCACUAAAACUUGAUUUGCAGUAAGAUUCUCAGCAAACUCAAAUGUAUCACUGUACUUAUUUUAGAUUACUUCAUGGAGUGCAUUAUGCAGCAUUUUUCAUUCAAAUAAAUAGAAACAUCCUUUUCACAGAAUGGCAGUGAGAAUGAGGUACUUCUUCACAAAAUGGGCCCUAAAAUAUUUGUAUAGCACUGAAAGCAGUGGUUUCCUGAGCAAAACUACUACUAGAAAAUCACAGAAAUAUGAAUUUUUCUAAAACAAUUCUAACAAUAUUGCCUCCCCUCCAGAAAUUAUUUUUUAUAUAACCUAUUUGCUUAUAAACCAACCAGAACAUAUACACACAUAUGUACAUAAAGACACAUGUGGGGGGUUUUGCCCUUAAUCAAGAGCCAAAAUUGUCUCCUUUUCUCCCUGAAAAAAGUGUUUAGAAUUGUAAAACCAUUCAGGUUGGAAAAGACCUCUGAGAUCACUCACUGCAGUCCCUCAGGGCUGGCUUGUGGUAAGGUGGCUUUUUCUACACUAGCAAUAAACAAGUGUAUCCAAAGAAAGCAGUUCUGAAGAGGUACCAGGAAUCCAGAGGUGACAACAGAGGUCUAAAAUGAAUUCACAUCAAUGAUCCCUUAAAUUUUUGGAGUUCUAAUUUAAGGCUGGGAAAAGCUGUAACACCUACAAAUGCGAAUUGAAGGUGUUAUCUGAAUUAAUAUAACUGCCUAAGUGGUUAUUUGUGAUUUAUAGCUCCCAUUUCUCUUUCAUUUCUAGCCCUCCAUAGGUGUUUUAUCUUUGCAAGUAAACCUUAAAAUGCACAAUAUUUACUGCACUGGCUGACACAUCUAGAACUAGACAUAAGAUUUGUGACAUCUUUAAUACUAAUUAAACAGUUGCUAUUUUUCCAUUCCAACAGGUAGCACUUUGCAGUGGUGAUGGGACUGCUUUUUACUUCACCAGAGGCUAAUGGGAGGGAGCAGUUUAUUUUUCUCUCUGGAAUGUGGUGGUGCUGAGCUUGCUGAGCCCCAUCCUCACUCCAUUCUGGAACAAAGUAAGGCUCAGAAAGCAUCAGAGAGUUCUAAAGUUCCUUCUGUGAGUGAAAUCCACUGUCUCCAUUGCAGGAGCUGUCCCUGCCUGACCCUAAACUGAAAAUAAUGCCAUGGGAAAUCAGUAGCCCCAGGUGAAGGAUGGGCAGAGGGUAGCCCAGUAGCAGCCCUUAUUUCACUGUGGCAAAGCCUUUUGAGCUUUGAUAAAAUAUUAAUAAUAAAUAUUUUUGUCUCAGCUGUCCCUUUUCCCAGCUGUAAUCUCAGAGGCAGCUUUACCUGCCUCCCUGGGACCCAACACUGCCUCUUCUCAAAGUUUUGGUGCCAGCACACACAGCUCUGCACAGAACAGCACCAGGAAAGACUUUACUGGGGUGACAGUAAAGGUCUGGUGGGAUGGAGCUGUUCCUGGUAUCCUAGAAUAGAAAUUAUAAUACCAAAAUUAAGGGUGUUUGCAAAAACAUAUGGAUACUGAGAGAGGGAGAGGAAAUAACACUGAGUACAUCUCCUCUAAGGGGCUUCCCCUUCCCUUAUUUCACACAUGUUGAGCAGAAUAAGUAUCUCAAAACUAGGAUACCCCCAGUCUGAGGGGGAUAUCAGGUUUUAUCAGGUUCUGCCUUAAGAAUUGCUUUCUGCCUUUAAGCAACUGCUUAAAGUAGCUCUACGCCAAGUGAGUAAAUCCAAGGAGAUAGGAGAAAAAAACCCAAAUGACAAAACAUAAAUAUCAGAAAGAUUGCUGAAGAAAUCAAACCCCCUUCUAAGUCACUGAAUUAAUUCCUGUUGGUUGUACAUAAUCCUGUGCUGUGUAAUCUCCCUCAUGCUCUAGCAUCACCAAUGGCGUGAGGUUUUCCCUCUCUCUGCCCCAGAGCCUGAGCUCACAGCAUGCCAGUGCUACUGCAAACAGCCAUGGCAACAGCAGCCAGCCCAUCCCUUGGUGUUCCCAAAGAAACCCACACUCCCGUGCACCAAACCAUUACACUUUGUAAUAUUUCCUACAGCACCCAGAAGCUGCAGUCCUGUACGGUCUCUGUACAUUGGGGUCAAGUGGGUUUUUUUUUGGUUUUUUUUGGUUUUUUUUUUUUUUUUAAUAAAGAAAGGCAUAACAAGCAAUGUGGGAGAAGUGAUGUAAACUGAAAUGGAGCAGUUUCUCUAAAGCUACAUGUCUCAGAUUGUGUAUCCAAUGAUCAGACUUCUGGUUGCUGGACUCUCUUGGAAUCCAACUUCGUUUUUGUUAGCAUGGAGAAUAAAGAUACAAAGAAUAGAGAUAACCACUAAAGCUACAGCAGAACAAAAUUCAUACUCUCCUAACACACCCAAUCUCAAGAAAUAUUUCUGCUAAAUAUAUUAGGAUAAUUGCUCCAGUGAUAUCUCAUAAAGUAAUUAUAACUCAUCACCUCUGUAGGAUUAGCAAGGUUCAAGCCUGGUAUGGUUUUUUUUUUGUUUUGGUUUUCUGUGAAAAAGACAUGAUCAUAAAUUAAAAAUACACAAACCUGAACAGUGCAAAAACUGAAAGAGGAGCAAGGGCUUUAAUUUCAUAAGCCUCUGUCUAAGAGAGGGGGUUGAAGUAAUAAACAACUGUAGCCCUCAUUAUUGAAACUUAGCAGAAUAAAAUGAACCCAGGAAGUUUUGUAUGUUCAUAACCUCAUUUCUGGUGAUGAAAAGGCAGGCACCAGAGCAGAUUCCCUUUUUCCCUCGAGGCAUUUUGCUGCCUUUGGAGUAGGCAUUGCCAGCAGUUUGCUCGUUAUGGUUUCCAUGUCUCUGCUGGCAACAGGAGCAGUGCUGCCAGCAUCCUGUCAAAGAGCCUGCUGGUGAACCAUAAUUCAAUAAUUCUCCCGCAGCUCUGCUCUCAGCCCUCCAUGGUGGAGCACUCCAAACACAGGCAGAGGGAAAGACUCAGUGGUUACAGCAGAGAGCUCUGGGCUGGUGCUUCAUUAGUUACUGCCUGUAAAGAAACACACUCAGCAGCGUGAGGCACUGUGAAUGUGUGAAACAGAGUUCAGGAGAAGCCCUCGUUCUUAUUUUCAGUGCUAGCUCAUGGGGAAAUUGUGCAUUCAUCAGCUGUUCAAGCUCCAUGCCCAUGCAUUGUCACUAUUUAUGUCUGUGCUGAGAACAAAGAAGCAGCAGAAUUUUUUUCCCCAGUUAAGCACACUGUACGAUAAAAGAGUUCAGCUUUCCCUGGGCAAGGUGCACAAAGCUUGCCAAAUGCAAAGAGAAGCUGUCUUCAAGUAGGGAACAAAGAUUUUACAAGGGUAUUCCAUCCUUGUACUUCAGACACCCAGAAAAUUUCAUGGGAGUAAAAUGCUUUCCUGCAGCCCUACCUAUUCCUUUUGUAUAAAUCUGGAUCCAGUUUUGGGUUUUCAGAGGCAUUUAACUUCCCAUCUGGGUAUAAACUUCCCAGCUUUCAGUGUCCUUUGGUGUACUAACCCAUAAAACUAUUUUUGGCUGAAUGUUUCAUAUACUAAGGGGGGGGAGGAAAGCAAAAAGUUAUUAAAAUUACAAUGUCUUUUUUUUCUACUCCUGUCUCCCCUAAAUAUAUCAACAGGUACAAAAGAAUUGAUCAGACAACUCUGACCAAGUCUGUGACUACAAUGACAUUUCAAACCAGUACUGAAAUUGGCAAUAAAUCUUUAUCUACAAACUGCUUAAUGUGCAGUAGAGGAGAAGGUGGAUGGUUGUUUUAACUGGGCAUGCUCUUUAGAGUGUGGAAUGGAUCAACUGCAGUCAGUUCCAUUAGAAAAUCAAAUUAUUAUUUAAGGAAGAGUGAACAGGAAAGUAGAAGAGAAUACUGCAUGAAUAACAGAAAGAGUUGAGGUUGAGAGUGAUGUGAAAAAAUUGAAAUUUGAUCUUGUAGAAAAGAAAAAAAGAGACAUAAAAGCAUCAGUGUCAAAUAGUAAGAAAAUGGAAACAUUCUGUGUUUCCGUGCCAGAGCUGACACUGACCAAGAAAGAGAAUGAAUGUAGGGUGUUGAAGGGUUCCAGGAUGACCAGACACAGAUGCAAAACACACAUUUGUGUGUUGUGUACACAAACCUGUGUGUGCACAGGAAAAUCACAGCAUGGUGCCCAUGGGGAGGUGGUGGCUGUGGUGAUGAAGGAGAACUUGCAGGUUUUUGGCCUGGUUGAUGCUGAAGUUUCCUUCUUGAGUUCCAGUCCCAGCGCCUCCAGCAGAGCUGGGAAGGCAGCAGGGCCAUGAGAGGGGUUUGCUACACUGUGUGUGCAGUAAGUAGAGAAAUGUAGAGCCAAGACCAGCCCACCCAGGGGCUUGGGGCAAACAUUCUGUCUCCUACAACUCAAAUCUGAGGGUUCAGUUACCACAUAGUUUAUUUGAGGUGAGAAAUGGAACUUUUGCCCACAGACAGCUGUUGAUUAAUUUUACAGAUUUUCUACAACAAACAUACUCCAUGGGUGGAUGAGGAGCUGGAGAUACCCAAGGCAGACCAUAUUCCAUAUUGAAAAGGCCCUCAAGUAAACUUUUUGUAGUGAUACAAUCUCCUAAGUGGCCACACAGUUAGGAAACCUGAUUUUUGAAAAUAUACAUAAUAGAAAACUUUUUAAGGAUAACAACCAUCCCUAUGCCAAUCUGAGAGCUGAAGUUAUUGCCUCUCUUCUCAGGAAAAACUACUGGCACAUUUAUUUUUGGCCUCUCCACAAACUGAUGUAAAAGUGUAGGGUACAUCUGAAAAGAGAUGGGGUUUUUGUGUGUAUUCUAUUCCAAAUACUGCGCCACCAGUUAAAUAAAUUUUUUAUUGUGGUUAACAAUCAAUUCAAAUAUAAUAAUAUUCAAAGGGUCAUCAUGACAGGGAUGGGAAGAUACACCAGAGUGGAUUAUUGCUUUGCAGGGUAAUACAUGUACAGGGUGUGCUUCCUGAGAACUGUUUCAUCUCAACUUCAGUGUGUUUUGAAGUUUAUAGUAGACUUAUCAAAUCCUAGAAAUAAAGAUUAGUAGACAAAAGGAAAAAGUAGUGCAAGUAGAGUAUUAUGCUAACAGUGCAGAAUUAUUUCCUAGAAUAUAUUUUUUAGUGUUAGGGGUGGGGGUGCUUCAACCUACUUAAAUGUUUCUAAGCCUGGGGCUUCUACUGCUUCCCUUGGGAGAUUGUUCUAGAGUCUAUUAGAAUUCACCAUUAGAAAGCUUUUCCUGAAAACGAAUUUAAAUAAUCCUUUUUGUAAUUUUUAUCUCAUUAGUCCUAGUUAUACCCUUUUGCACCACUCUAAAUAGUUCCUCUAACCAUGAUUUAUAUCCUUUGAAUAUUUUUAGAUAGUUAUCAAGUUCAUUGCCCUUGGUAAUUUACUAGAGAAGCUGUGAAUCCCUCCUCAUCCCAAUUCAUUCCUUCAGUUUUGUAUUUCUUACCUUUUCAUGAAAUGUCCUUAAUGCACCAACUAAAUCCCCUGGUAUUUCCUUAGAUUAGUCAGUUCACUCUGUUAAGGUGCUCUGUGUUGCUGGUGUCACUGCAUAAGUUGUUAAACAAUAAAUUUAAAUUGAAACUUGAUUUUUAAUUUUUUUUCUGUAAUCUAUGGAUAAGUUCCCAUAUGAUAUGAAUUUGGCAGUGUCUUUUACAUGGGUAUGAUUUAACAAAGCCAACCAAUAAACACUGCAGCCAAUCAAACAAUAAUACAAAGUAUAAUUUGUUAAAACUUAGGUUGCUGUCAUCAGUGGGAAAACAGACAUUGUCAUUCCAUGAUUUUACAUGGAAUGUAAUGUCCAUGUUUUUACACUAAACAGCAGCUACUAACCAGUACUUUCACUUAAGACAGAUAACACUGCUUCUCCUCAAAUGUCAAGAGAAUGCAUCUGCUUUCUAAAACAAAUGCUCGAGAUUUCUAGAUAGGCACUAACUGCUGCAAAGAAACAGAAUUGUGCCAACUCUUCUGAUUACUGCCAUGCCUGCCCUUAUAUUGCAAAUUUGUGAUCCGUUUCUGGUCCCUGGCUGGCAUGAUGACCAUUUGGGGUUUGUUUUCAAGCAUGCCCCAAGCAAACCUGUGUUCGCCGGCUCAGAAGCCGCACUGGCAAACAGGGAGGAUGUACAAAGGCAGCUUGGCUCUUCUCAUUGAUGUGUCUCCUUCAUCUCCUCCUGCCUCCAAACCAGAACUGAAAUCCUUGUGUUUGUAGAGCCACUGCAUCACUUAACACCCAAGGGAAAUAGAAUUUGAUGUCUUCUCCAUUUGGGCUGUCUGCAAGGAUUGGUGUAAAGGGGAGAGCAGGAAUGCUGAGGGUUCCAGGGGUGGCUCUGGGGAGCCCUCUGCUUCCCUCAGCACAUCUCUGUCCCCCGUGGGUGCAAACUGUGCAAACCAUAUUGUAGGAAAUGAAUUGCCAGGAGUGGGUUUGGGUCACACGAGCAAACAGUGAAUUCCUGGGCUGUUUGCUGUCACUGCUCUGCCCACCUUCCCCAAGCAUGAGGAGUACCCAAAGUCUGAUGGACAGGGAGGAAGAUGAAUGAGCCUUGGAAGGUCAGGUUGCAACACAAAGGAGAGGAAUUCCUGAGCAACGAGCUGCUUGUGAUAAGCAGAAUCAGACAUGCACUCUGAAUAUUGCUGCAUUUUGGUGAAAGGGGUUGUUCUAGUUAGAUUUUUUUUUUAAUAACUAUCUAUAUAGUUAUUAAACAUUUAAAUGUUACUGAGACUGUAGGAUUUUGAAGAGCUGAGAAAUUAUCUCAUCAUGGUGAAUGUAAUGGCUGUGCUCUAAUUCUCUAAUUGGCUGGGACAAUUCUAUUUCAUAUUUCAUCAUCUCUUGACAGUAAAAAUGGUAUUUCAUCUGCCUGCAAAAAUUUACAAUUUUUCCCACGCAGUUCGUCAUUUCCCACAUUGUUUCCAUGUCAGUGCAUUGGUUCUUGUUGAGGAGCAGUAACUGCAGCUGGUAGCAUGUAUUUUGUAGCUCGGGGUUGCUUCCUAGCUGUCCAAAUUCUGUGUAGUUGUGGCCACUUCUAUGGAUAAUAAAAAACUAUACCAGAGAAGGGAUUAAAUAAAUAUAUGCUGUAUGGUUGUACAUACAAUGGUUGUACUCUGUAAACAUGUCUCAAACCAACAGACUGUUCAGCCCAGGAAAAAUGCCCUUACAUGAAAUAUCUUGCUGUUGAUGUGAAACAACCAUGAAUCAUAUCUUGAAAUGUCUUGUUGCAGAUGUUAAAUGCAUUUCUGAAAGCAUGAAUCUACACAAUUUAUGCAGUACAAUGAAUUAAAUGACUAUAUGCAAUUGAAAAGAUUAAUAUGAAAUGAUUUUUUUAAUAUAGAUGAAUCAGCUAUUAAAAAAAAAAAACCAAACCAACCUUUUCUUAAUGAAAUGUACAGUAAAUUUUGACAGGCAGUAUAGUACACAAACCCUAACUUUACAUAGAGUAAGAAGUUGUACAAAAGCUCCUCCAUGCCAUAGUGGUGUAUUUCAUAAAAGCCAUGUCAAUUUGCACAGUAAUUUAUGAAUUCAACAUUGUUACUGCCCAUAUGUUUUCCACAGGACUGAUUAAAUGCAUAUUCCAAAUAGAUCUGUUAUUUUAACAUUUGUUCUGUACAUCCAUACAUGUAUAAAGCCAGAGUCAUUUUUGUGGUCACUAGAGCACUUUCUGUGAAUUGGCCAAUAAAUAUAAUUUUAGAAUUUCACA
This is a messenger RNA of Melospiza georgiana, 13161 nucleotides long. It is a transcript of the gene CLSTN2, whose product is annotated as calsyntenin 2. Lineage: Eukaryota; Metazoa; Chordata; Aves; Passeriformes; Passerellidae. The transcript is spliced from 17 exons. Gene Ontology annotation, cellular component: cell surface; postsynaptic membrane. Gene Ontology annotation, biological process: positive regulation of synaptic transmission; homophilic cell-cell adhesion; positive regulation of synapse assembly. Bases 22 to 2874 code for a protein of 950 amino acids. Gene Ontology annotation, molecular function: X11-like protein binding; calcium ion binding; kinesin binding. The record is from RefSeq and is a predicted model, not a curated record.